AUGCAGUUGGCAAACAUAACGAAACCAACUCCAUUAGUUGUUGUUGAACCAUUGGAAGAAAUACCACCAUUUUCAUUACAACAACAACAACAACAACAACAACAACAACCGCCAUCAAUGGAUCUUGAAAUGGAUAUUCCAUUCCAUUGUCGGAAAAAUGAAUUUGUAAUUCAUAAUCAAAUGGAUUUACAAAAUAUUUCCAAUUGUGAAGUUAUAAUUGGUAAUAUUAUAAUUAGUGAAUUUGAUUAUCCUAUUAUAACAUUUACUAAUUUAGAAAAAUUAUUAGGUAAUUUAACUAUUUUAAAAAGUCCUGAUACAGUAAGAAUUGAUGCUCCAAUAAUGGAAUUAAUUAGUGGAUCAUUUAAAAUGAUUGAAUUGACUUCAUUAGCAUUAAUUUCAUUCCCAGCUUUAAAAUGGGUAAAUACAUUACAUUGGAAAAUUUUACCAAUAUUAAGUAAUGUUCAUUUUAAUAAUGAAAUUAAAGGAAUUGAUAAUAUAAUUAUAUCUGAUACUUCAUUAACGGGAUUUUCUGGAUUUCUUUCAGAUUCUAUUGAAAAUUUAGAUAUUAAUAAUAAUCGAUUUUUAGAUACUAUUGAAAGUAAUGUUGAAACUAUUCAAAAAGAAUUACAUAUUGGAGCUAAUGCUAAUGAUGUUAAAGUAUCAUUUCCAAAAUUAAAACAAAUUGGUUUAUUAAAUAUUAAUGAUGUUGAAAAAUUAAAUUUACCUGAAUUGGAAUUUAUUGAUGAUUCAUUAAUUUUGAAUAAUAAUAAUUUUCAACAAUUGAAAUUUUCUAAAUUGAAUUAUAUUGGUGGUACUUUAAGUUUAUCAGAUAAUAAUCUUGUUAAUGAUUUUGAAUUUCCAAAUUUAAAUGAAUUAGGUGGAGGAUUAGUAAUGAUAAAUAAUAGUUUAAUUGAAAGAAUUAAUUUUUUCCCCAAAUUAAAAAUUAUUGGUGGAGCUUUAGAAUUAAUUGGUAAUAUUAAAGAAAUUUCUUUGAAAAAUUUAAAAUUAGUUAAAGGAAGUGCUAUAGUUAAAUCUACUUCUUCUUUGUUUGAUUGUAAAAAAUGGUCUAAAACAGAAAUUAUGUUGGUGGUUAGAGGUGGAAGAAUUGAAUGUACUGAUGCUAAUAAUGAAAAAAUCACUUCAAGAACUAAAGAAGAUGGUACUGGUGGUGAAUUGAUAUUAACCACUACUACAACUACAACUAGAUCCAAAUCCACCAAUAAUAGAUCCCCUACAGCUGGUGAUGACAACGUUAAAAUGAAUAAACAAACUACUAGUGCUAAUGGUAGUGCUAAUGGUAGUGGUAGUAAUGGUUUAUUACAACAAUUUACAUUAUUCCAAUUUAUUGCUAUAUUGAUAACUUUAGUAAAUAGUUUUAUCUUCCCCUUAUAA
This is a messenger RNA of Candida dubliniensis CD36, 1392 nucleotides long. RefSeq lists its product as uncharacterized. Gene Ontology annotation, biological process: fungal-type cell wall organization. The coding region runs from base 1 to 1392 and encodes 463 amino acids. The transcript has a single exon. NCBI's taxonomy places the organism in Eukaryota, Fungi, Ascomycota, Pichiomycetes, Serinales, Debaryomycetaceae. The record is from RefSeq and is a predicted model, not a curated record. Gene Ontology annotation, cellular component: fungal-type cell wall; plasma membrane.